This is a messenger RNA of Amaranthus tricolor (Joseph's coat), 907 nucleotides long. Its product is annotated as calcium-dependent mitochondrial ATP-magnesium/phosphate carrier protein 3-like. The transcript has a single exon. The annotation marks the transcript as partial. The record is from RefSeq and is a predicted model, not a curated record. Gene Ontology annotation, molecular function: ATP transmembrane transporter activity. Gene Ontology annotation, biological process: transmembrane transport. Lineage: Eukaryota; Viridiplantae; Streptophyta; Magnoliopsida; Caryophyllales; Amaranthaceae.
UACUGGGAGAGGGUCUACCUUGUUGAUAUUGGCGAACAAACUGUUGUACCAGAAAGUGUAAGUAAGCAUGUCAAUGCUAGCAGAUAUCUUAUUGCAGGAGGUAUUGCUGGUGCCACAUCUCGCACUGCUACUGCACCACUGGAUCGUUUGAAAGUGGUUUUACAAAUUCAGACGAAAGAAGCUCGCAUUAUGCCCGAAGUAAGGAAAAUCUGGAAAGAAGGAAAAAUGUUUGCAUUUUUUCGUGGCAAUGGAUUAAAUGUCGUGAAGGUUGCACCUGAAAGUGCUAUUAGAUUUUAUACAUAUGAAUUUCUUAAAGGAGUCAUAAUGGAUGCUAGAGGAGGGGAGAAAGCUGAUAUUGGUGGGAUGGGUCGCCUUGUUGCUGGUGGCGUAGCUGGUGCUGUUGCACAGACGGCAAUUUAUCCAUUUGAUCUAGUAAAGACACGGUUGCAGACAUAUGACUGCCUGGAUGGAAAAGUUCCUAGAAUAGGAGCUUUGACAAGGGAUAUUUGGGUCAAAGAAGGGACACGGGCUUUCUACAAGGGCUUUUUCCCAUCUGUUGUUGGAAUCAUUCCUUAUGCGGGCAUAGAUCUUGCUGCUUAUGAAACACUAAAGGAUUUGGCUAAAAAGUUUAUACUCCAGGACAAUGGUAAGACUUGUAACCUAUUGCAUCUAUAAGUUUGUCUUUUCUUCCUUUUCAUGGAUGCGUAAACUUAUUUGGGUAGCUUUUUUCAAAAGCUUUUUUUUUAUUUCACUUGUAGAACCUGGACCCCUUAUGCAAUUGGGUUGUGGAACCAUAUCUGGUGCUGUUGGUGCAACAUGUGUUUACCUUUACAGGUUGUGAGGACAAGGUAAGUCAUCGAUAUUGGUUGCCAAACCUUGGUACUGCUCUAUUUAAUUGUGUAUUUGU